Messenger RNA from Leptopilina heterotoma, 2175 nucleotides. RefSeq lists its product as uncharacterized. Gene Ontology annotation, biological process: DNA replication. The record is from RefSeq and is a predicted model, not a curated record. The coding region runs from base 1 to 2175 and encodes 724 amino acids. Gene Ontology annotation, molecular function: nucleotide binding; DNA-directed DNA polymerase activity; DNA binding. The transcript has a single exon. NCBI's taxonomy places the organism in Eukaryota, Metazoa, Arthropoda, Insecta, Hymenoptera, Figitidae.
AUGGAUGCCUUAACUCCUCAGCAAAUUGCUGAUUUUAAGAAUGCAACCGUGUGCCAUAUUUGUCAGAAGAAUAUACCAGCGGGUGUUAAAAAAGUUCGCGAUCACUGUUAUCUUACUGGCGAAUACCGAGGUGCUGCGCAUGAAUCGUGCAACUUGAAUUAUCAAGAGUGUCAACUCAUCCCCAUUGUAUUUCACAAUUUAAGCGGGUAUGACGCACACUUUAUAAUUCAUGCUGUAUCAACAAGCUUUGAAGGUCGAAUUGACCUCCUCCCCUUGAACAAGGAGAAGUAUAUCUCCUUUACUAAAAACAUCAAGGGGAGUGAGGUUAAAUUCCGCUUCAUUGACUCAUUUCGAUUCAUGGCAGCAUCUCUUGAGAAACUAGCGUCAUACCUUGACGAAUAUAAAAUUAUUGAAUCCGUAUUUGCCAGUACGGUGACGGAUCGCGAACAAAUAAAAUUGUUAACGCGAAAGGGUAUCUUCCCCUACGAGUACUUUGAUUCGCGAAGUAAACUCGAUGAAACAGAGUUGCCAACAAAAGAGAGAUUUUAUAGUACUCUUUACGACGCUGGUGUAACGGAUGAUGAAUAUGAGCAUGCGCAAAAAGUCUGGUCUGAAUUUAAUUGUCAAACUCUUUACGAUUACGUUCACCUUUAUAUGAAAACUGAUGUGUUAUUACUUGCCGAUGUCUUUGAAAACUUUCGCGAACAGUGUGUAAAAACGUACGGGUUAGAUCCAGCACACUAUUACACUACCCCCGGUUUAACUUGGGAUGCUAUGCUCAAAUAUACGGGCAUAGCAUUGCAACUUAUAACCAACAUAGACAUGAUGAUGUUUAUUGAGUCGGGUAUCAGAGGCGGCAUUAGCCAGUGUUGUAACCGGUAUGCUAAAGCGAACAAUUCCUAUAUGGAUCAUUUUGAUCCAUCUCAAGACCCAAAGUACAUUAUGUAUUUCGAUGCCAAUAAUUUGUACGGUUGGGCAAUGACACAAGCACUUCCAAUUGGUGGUUUUAAGUGGAUUGCCAACCCUGACGAGGCGUUUGACUUUAACGUACCCGACGACUCUUCAGUCGGGUACAUUUUAGAAGUCAAUCUCGAGUAUCCCGAGAGCCUGCACGAUUCUCAUAAGGACAUGCCUUUUUGCGCAACUAAUGCAAAACCCCCCAUGUCCAGGCAGGAGAAAUUACUUACAACUCUCCUGCCUAAAGAGAAGUAUGUUAUACACUAUCGUGCAUUAAAACAGGCUCUCGGAAACGGUAUGAAACUCAUAAAAAUCCACCGAGUGCUUGAAUUCAACCAAUCCGAAUGGUUAAAACCCUACAUAGAUUUUAACACUACCAUGCGAACCACUGCAAAAAAUGAAUUCGAAAAGAAUUUAUUCAAACUAAUGAAUAAUGCAGUGUAUGGCAAGACCAUGGAAAAUGUUCGCAAGCAUGUUGACAUUAAGUUGGUUACACACUGGUACGGUCGGUAUGGUGCCGAAGCCCUCAUCUCUCGACCCAAUUUCCACAGUCGAGCGAUCUUCGAUGAGGACCUUGUGGCCAUCGAACUGCGCAAGACUGAGAUCCUACUCAAUAAACCGAUUUAUGUGGGUUUAAGUGUGUUGGAUAUCUCGAAAACGCUAGUCUAUGACUUUCACUACAGUUACAUGCUCCAGAAAUAUGGUGGAGCAUGUAAACUGUUGUACACGGACACAGACAGUCUAGUGUACGAAGUGAAAUGUCAAGACAUAUACAAAGACAUGAAAGACGACAUUGACAAGUUUGACACAUCUGAUUUUCCCGCAGACAACGCGUAUGACAUGCCGCAAGUCAACAAAAAAGUGCUCGGCCUUAUGAAGGACGAAUGCAAUGGUAAAAUUGUUACCGAAUUUGUUGGCUUGCGGAGUAAAAUGUAUAGCAUACGCGUUGAAGGUGAGGAUUUCGUUAAGAAAGCAAAAGGUAUUAAAGCAGGAGUCGUCAAAAAGACAAUAAAAUUUGAUGACUAUGUACAAUGCCUUAACAAUUUUGAAAUUCAGACCAGAACGCAGUACAAUAUAAGGUCACGGUUACAUAAUUUAGAGACAGUCAAACAAGUUAAAGUAGCCUUAAGUCCGCAUGAUGAUAAACGGUACUUGUUACCCCAGAGUACUGACACUCUUCCAUGGGGUCAUUAUAGGAUUCCCACAAUCGACGAAUGA